Molecule: messenger RNA, 701 nt
Organism: Prunus mume (Japanese apricot)
Lineage: Eukaryota; Viridiplantae; Streptophyta; Magnoliopsida; Rosales; Rosaceae
Product: large ribosomal subunit protein eL14z
Biological process (GO): ribosomal large subunit biogenesis; translation
Cellular component (GO): cytosolic large ribosomal subunit; ribosome
Molecular function (GO): RNA binding; structural constituent of ribosome
Source: RefSeq, a predicted model, not a curated record
UCAAACCCUAGCUCGGCCUCUUUCCUCACUCAUCUUCUCCGACUCCUCUGCCCGACUUUUUUCAGAGGAUCUGAAAAAUGCCGUUCAAGAGAUACGUUGAGAUCGGACGAGUGGCCCUCGUCAACUAUGGGAAAGACUACGGCAGGCUCGUCGUGAUCGUCGAUGUCCUCGACCAAAACAGGGCUCUUGUUGAUGCCCCUGACAUGGUGAGGACCCAAUUGAAUUUCAAGAGGCUUACACUCACUGAUAUUACCAUUGACAUCAAAAGGGUUCCUAAGAAGAAGACUCUGAUUGCUGCCAUGGAGGCUGCUGACGUAAAGAACAAAUGGGAAAACAGCUCGUGGGGCAGGAAGCUGAUAGUGCAGAAGAGAAGAGCUGCACUAAAUGAUUUUGAUAGGUUUAAGCUCAUGUUGGCAAAGAUCAAGAGGGCGGGAAUCAUCAGGCAGGAGCUAACGAAACUCAAAAAGGAGAGUGCAGCCUGAGUCUUGAAUCUGUACUCUUUUAGAUUUUGCAGCCUUGUUGCAAUAUUUUUGAGUUGUCUCUUUAUGUUUUGAUUCGUUGUGGUGGCAGUAACUUGAUAUUUUGGUUAGGUCAUAGUUAUUACGAGUGGGAACCAGCCACAAGUGAUUAUCUCUAUAAACCUUGUAUGGAUUUUCUUUGAAAUGAAAUGGAGCCAAGGAACUUUCCUUCUCAAUUUUAUC